AUGAUAGAGAAGCUAUUCGGAAGAAUCGAAAAUCCAAAAAGACCUUUAUUAGGUCCAAAUGUGUACGCCUUAAAAUUUUGGGGCCUCUUAUUACCCAGAAACAUCUUUAAGCGUUAUUUCUACAUGUCUAUGCACAUUUUGGUCACAAUAUUUACAGCAACUGAAUACAUUGACGUGUGGUUUGUCAAAUAUGACAUGAAUUUGCUGUUGAACAAUUUGAAGAUCACUAUACUUGCAACUAUGUCGGUGUGCAAAGUCACAACGUUUUUGUUCUGGCAAAAAUCUUGGAUAAGCAUUAUCGAUUACGUCACCAAAGCGGAUUUAGUUCAAAGAUCGUGUUCUGAUAUCAACAAACGUUCAUUGUUAUCAAAAUAUACUGUUUAUUGUCGGAAAAUUACGUUCUUCUAUUGGUCUUUAAUGUAUACUACUGUUGUUAUAGUUAUUGUCCAACCGAUUUUCAAAUAUUUUUCUUCGGCGGUUUACAGAGAAAAUGUUAGAAAUGGAUCUGAAACCUAUCUUCAGGUAGUAAGUUCUUGGGUUCCGUUCGAUAAAAACAAUCUUUCUGGAUAUAUUGCGGCGUCAUUAUUUCAAUCCUAUGCUGCUAUUUAUGGUGGGGGAUGGAUAACAUCAUUUGAUUCAAACGCCAUGGUGAUAAUGGUGUUUUUCAGAACUGAGUUAGAGUUAUUAAGGAUUGACUCUAGGAAUAUUUUUGGGAGUGAAUUAGCGCCGGUAUCUGAUAAGGUUGCAUUGGAAAGGCUGAAAAGCUGUUAUAGAAGACACGUCGAGUUAGUGAGAUACUCAACUCUUUUCGACUCCUGCUUAUCCCCCAUCAUGCUCCUCUACAUGUUUGUUUGUUCUGUAAUGCUGUGCGUUACUGCCUAUCAGAUUACUAUUGAAACCAGUGCAGCCCAAAGAUUUCUGACAACGGAAUACCUGGUGUUUGGCGUGGCUCAGCUGUUCAUGUACUGUUGGCAUAGUAACGACGUUUUGUUUGCUAGCCAGGAAUUAAGAUGGGGUCCCUACGAAAGUGUCUGGUGGUUUCAGAAGGUCCAUCACCAAAAGGACCUGUUCAUCAUGAUCGCUCAGUUCAGCAGAAAUGUGGUGUUCUCCGCUGGGCCCUUUUCUAAGCUCACUGUAGCUACUUUCAUAAGCAUAUUGAAAGGCGCCUAUAGCUAUUAUACCCUCCUUAGCCAAUCACAAAUGAAGUGAGAAUUAUCAUUGAGUUAAUUCAGAAUAAAAUAGACAAUAGCUUAGACUUACCACUAGAAUUUAUCUUAUAAUUAGAUGCAAUAAUAUUAUGUUUGUUGUCUAUG
This is a messenger RNA of Amyelois transitella, 1313 nucleotides long. RefSeq names its product odorant receptor Or2 (gene Or-56). Gene Ontology annotation, cellular component: plasma membrane. Bases 1 to 1209 code for a protein of 402 amino acids. The record is from RefSeq and is a predicted model, not a curated record. The transcript is spliced from 5 exons. Lineage: Eukaryota; Metazoa; Arthropoda; Insecta; Lepidoptera; Pyralidae. Gene Ontology annotation, biological process: detection of chemical stimulus involved in sensory perception of smell; sensory perception of smell. Gene Ontology annotation, molecular function: olfactory receptor activity; odorant binding.